Neocloeon triangulifer is the source of this 1233-nucleotide messenger RNA. RefSeq lists its product as uncharacterized. The transcript is spliced from 4 exons. The record is from RefSeq and is a predicted model, not a curated record. Lineage: Eukaryota; Metazoa; Arthropoda; Insecta; Ephemeroptera; Baetidae. Bases 78 to 1031 code for a protein of 317 amino acids.
CGCGCCCGUGACAAUGGGUCAAAAUAUCAACAAUCGCGAAUCAAAUUCUUCCGAGGCCAACGACGACCAGUUGCACCAUGGGCGUCCUACCGACUAGUGUCACCAACCCCGUCAAGCCUCCCCAACAGGAUGAUGAGGAGAAGGUCUUGGAGGCGGAAGACGAGGCCCCCGCUGCCCAAAAAGGGGCUGCCCACGUGCUGGCGUCGGGGGUCUGUCUGGUGACCAAAGUGCUGCUGCUGAUGAUGGCGGGGGCGCUGAUCGGUGUCGCCCUCGCUUCGCUCCUCCGACUCAUUUUGCCGCGACUGAUGGGGCUUUACGAGGCGGAAGGACUUCCGAAAAGGGCCCACUUGCACAUGGUCACGACCAACCUGACCGUCGGCGGUGCGUGCGCCAUCGAAGCACUGGCAAGCAAACACGCGAAUCGCACUUGCAACCUGGUCUUACUCCAGCAACACCCUGCAAAGGUGCACAACCUGGUCAGCCUGUUGGAAAAACACUACCCCAAUCUGAAGACUCAUCUGCACCCUGACGUCGACGAAUACUUUGAAAGUUCGCCCCUCGAAGGGUUCGAGACGGACGUUGAGCCAGACCUGCUUGAGUUGGCAGCGCGCGUUUUGGCGCUGUGGCGUCACGGAGGUGCCAGCGUUGACCUCAAACGACCUGUCCUUGACCAACCGCUUGAAAAAGAGGUCGUUCACCGCUCGGCGGGUGCCCUGCUGCACUUUCCGCAGCCGUGCCACCCCGCCUUGCAAGGCCUGUUAACCACCCUGGGCAAGGGCAGCACUGGGUCGGCCGCCGAGGUCGUCGAACAGGCCACGUCCUGGAUGUGCCGACCUCCGGCCGGGGCCGAAGACCCUUUUUUGCCAAAGCACUGUCUCGGAGUUCACGUGGUCACUUCCAAGAUUGAGCCUCAUGAACAACUGCAGUGUCCGCUUGUUAGAACAAUCCACACUUCCUUUGACCCUCUGGAUCAAUUAAAAAAUUUUGAGGAAGGCAUCUUGAGCAAAUUUUUGCAUAACAGAAUUAUGUGACAUCUGCUCGCUGAAAAUAUGAAUAGGUUCUCAUACAUUAUGUGAUUUUGUAUUUUUGUACCAUCAUUAUCUAAAGUUGUCAACAGUUUUUUCCCCCAUUUACAUAUAUUUCUAUUAUUUUUAACGAUCUGGAAUUAUUUUUUACUUAAAUUAGAUAAAUUUGACUAAUUGCACUAAAAAAAUAAAAAAAUUUAAAAAAUAA